UAAAAGCAUAGAACCAAUUAAUUUAGUAGGUAAGUGAGAAUCAAGUAAAAAGAAAGGAAUAUAGAAAGACGGAGCAAGGGCUGCAGUCCAAACACUCCAACCCAAAAUUCUCUAUAGGGAGAUACUACUUGAGAAGAAGAGAUCAAUCUCAAGAAGAGAGGAACCCAAUCCAAUCCAUCAAUCAAAACCAGGGGAUUUUGAUUUUGAAUUUUGAAUUUUGGUGUUUUCAACGGUUUUCAAUAAUCGAUCAUCUUCCUCGUCGUUCUUGACUGAGCAGUGACCCGUCAGAUCUCGAGUAUUUGGAGAGCGCCAAUGCGUGGGGAUGUGAGCGGAAGCAACAUGGCGGCGUCGACGUCGAUGGGUAAGGCGGAGACGCAGUACGAGAAGGCGAAGACGUCGGUGUGGUGGGACAUAGAGAACUGCCAGGUCCCCAAGGUCUGCGACACCCACGCCAUCGCCCAGAACAUUAGUUCUGCUCUCGUCAAGAUGAAUUACUGUGGGCCCGUCUCCAUCUCCGCCUACGGCGACACCAAUCGCAUCCCUGCUUCUGUUCAGCACGCGCUCUCCAGCACAGGCAUCGCCCUCAACCACGUACCCGCUGGUGUGAAAGAUGCAAGUGACAAGAAGAUUCUAGUUGAUAUGCUGUUCUGGGCAGUAGAUAACCCUGCUCCAGCCAACUACCUGCUUAUUUCUGGAGACAGGGAUUUCUCCAAUGCUCUACACCAGUUGCGCAUGAGAAGAUAUAAUAUCCUUCUGGCACAACCACAAAAAGCUUCCGCACCCCUCAUAGCUGCAGCAAAGAGUGUAUGGCUUUGGACGAGCCUCUCAGCUGGAGGACCCCCACUUUCAAGUGGGGAGUCAUCUCAGCUUGCAAAUGGUAACCAUUCUUAUAACCCUGAAAUGCCGCAGUACUCGAUGCCUGAAGCGUUCCAGAUAAAACCGCCGCCAGUUUAUUAUGAACAGCCUUCUAUGGGAAAUCAAAAGCCUUCUACCAAUGGAAGGGUUGGUGAUACUAAAAAUAAAGGGAAAUCAAAUCGGAAAAACCCAAAUCAACCCAACAUAUCAAGAACCUCAAGUGUGCCAGUUGGGAACCAAGAUGACAAGAAUAAUGAUUUCCCUUACCAAUCAGAACAUACACAGGCAAAGCAGUUUAAGAAAGCUCCACACGAAUUCUUUGGUGUUAGUGAGAAUCUAGUCUCCACUAAUAGGUCUACUCCCAAUUUCUUCCCUGGAAAUUCUGAUCCUUCAGGCGGUAAUGGCAAUAAUUUCCUAGGUCAGCAAAACCAAUAUCCUCCUCCUCCGAGGCUGAACAACUUCCACAUUCAACCUAAUGUUGGACUGGAUACUAUGUUCCCUCCUAAUUCUCAAAGUCAUGGUUUUCGACCUAUUCCUCCCAGACCUGAUGUCCUUAGAUUUUCUUCAGCCCCACCUAUAAAUAUGCCUGAUAUGAGUAAGCUAAAUGUCUCCGAGUACAGCCAUUAUGCUCAAAAUUCACAAAGGUUUCCCCACCGAAAUGGAGACGAGUUUAGUCGACCCAGGUCUAGCGAGUCACUAAAUUCAGCUAGCCCAUAUGCACCUCAUAAAGGCCAUAAUUUGCAGAGUGGCCAGGGGUUUCAUCAUGAUUCUAUGAACAACAGGUAUCCUCGGGGUUCUGAUUAUCUGCCCUCUCAAUCCUCCCCUGCUGUUGCAAACAACGUUCCUAGUAAUGGCAUUUGGGGAACUCAAGGCUGCACACCAUCGGAAUACGUUCAAGGCCUUAUUGGCGUUAUUUUACUAGCCCUAAACACCUUGAAAGUUGAAAAAAUUAUGCCUACUGAAGCAAACAUUACCGAUUGCAUUCGUUAUGGUGAUCUGAAACACCGCAAUACUGAUGUAAGGAAGGCCUUGGAUUACGCAAUAGAGCAACAUAUGGUAGUGAAGCAGAGCCUUGGUGCACUUCAGUUGUAUGUUGGUAAAAAUGAGCAAUUAUGGAAGUGUGUGAACCCUAUAGGUGGUAAUCUUAAUCAGUACCCUAAAGCCACAUGGGAUCAGAUACAGAACUUUCUGAGUUCCUCAGAUGGACGAUCAGCAAUAAUGGCUUCUCAAUGCAGGUAAGUGUUAAUGAUAGAUUCUUAGUCAGAUGCUUAUGGUUCCUGGAAUGUCGAGUUUUGACUAUGGUUUUGUUCUCUGCAGAUAUCAUGCUCAGAAGGGCUUGCCUUGGGCAAUGUACUUCAGAUCUUGAAUAUGAUAGUCAGCAUGAAGAAAUGGAUCACUCAUCAUCAGUCAGGAUGGCAACCGAUUUCUAUUACCCUUGAAGAGACUAAAGCGGCAAUAGGUGCCGAACCUGGUACUUGAUUUAGUCAACAACUCCCUAAAUAGUGAUAAAGUGGCUCUAAGAUGGUUAAAUUAGAGCUGCAAGAAUAUUAUCAGUUUAUUGAGACCUUGAUCAACUGUGUUUACUUCUGAAACAAAAUACAGUUAUUAGAGUAUCUAAAGAACUAAGGGGGGUGGAAACCUUUACAUUUUGAACCAAUUUAGUAGGACUAGGUGUCUUUUCCUCAAUUUUUUUUUUUCUGUUUUUUUUUCCCCCCUCUUCUUUCAUACUCUAUGGGGUACUCAAUGAGCUUCUAAAGAAUGGGUAAAAAUGCUGCUAAUGGAAUAUACGUAUUAGACAAUUAGAAGCUACCUAUUUUACGAAGUUGAUUGUGCCUGCAUUAUUGUGAGGCUUUUUGUCCGUUACAAAAUCAAUGGAUCAUUCUGCCCAAAGCCGUGCUUCUGAGUAAGGAAGAAUGUCAGGAAUGGAAUCAGGAAGUGGCAGUUGAAUGUGCAGGCAAGAUUAUGUAGGUUCUUUACAAGGUUCAGCAUCUUCUACCUGGAUCAGGGCUUACGUGAUUAUAUCUUGCAGACUUUAUUAUUCAACUGCCAUGCAGGUGAGCUCUAUUGAUGACUAGCAUAAUCAGGUAUCUGAGACCUAGUUGAUCGAGUGUUAUGUUGGUUAAUUGAUGAGAAGAAAGUUUGCAGACGAAAAAGCUUGAAGCAACUUCAUAGGCAUUGAAGCAGCAUUUUGACGUGUAUAUUCAUUUAAAGAAAGUAUCUUGAUGGGACUGCAUUUGUGGUUCAGGAGGCUGCCAAGGUAAAGCUAUCCUACAAUUACAGGCCUUUAGGCAUGCAUGCGAUUUCUGGAACCUGGUGUGGCUAUAAUAGUAUACAUGCUUGGAUGUUGCAAGUAAAUUUUUAUGUAUCGUAUUUGACACUGUUUGUUUUAUUCAUCCUUUUAUAUUUGUUGUCUGCAACUCAGGCUUCGUUAGUGGGUUCAGUUUGGCUCGGUCCUGGAACUCACCUAGGAAGCGUGCUGAAUAAACUUUUGUAUUCUGUUCUCAACUUUGUAAUUUGGAAAAUUCUAUGUAGUUUUUUGAAUUCCAAAGCUCCUUGGUUUUCCU
Prunus avium (sweet cherry) is the source of this 3419-nucleotide messenger RNA. The record is from RefSeq and is a predicted model, not a curated record. NCBI's taxonomy places the organism in Eukaryota, Viridiplantae, Streptophyta, Magnoliopsida, Rosales, Rosaceae.